CUUUUUUUUUUAACCAGGUGGCAUUUGUUAGCUGUACUUAUUAGAUGCUUGCUCUCCAGCAGUAGUUCUUGAUGAGAUGAUUCUUGAAGAAUGGGAUUCCUUGAUAAGCUAGUCUCAUUGUUCGGAAUUAAAAAGAAAGAGUGCCGUGUUGUGGUUGUUGGAUUGGACAACAGUGGCAAGACAACUAUCUUGAACCAUUUCAAGCCUACAGAAGCAAAGGACACUCUCAUCGUUCCCACAAUUGGAUUUGCUGUUGAGCAGUUCAAAUAUAAGAAUGUGGUCUUCAGUGCCUGGGACAUGUCUGGUCAGAGUCGCUACCGGAACUUAUGGGAGCAAUAUUAUCGAGAUUGUCAAGGAAUCAUCUUUGUGAUCGACAGUGCAGACUCCUUGCGUCUGGUUGUGGCCAAGGAUGAACUUGACAUGCUUUUGGAGCAUGAGAACAUUCAAGCACGACAUAUCCCCAUACUUCUAUUUGCAAAUAAAAUGGAUCUGAAAGAUGCCAUGUCGCCUUUGGAGAUAUCUCGGAGUCUCGAACUCAGUAAGCUGCAGUUGACAGACAUGGCUCCGAUCGAAGAAGCAACUCUUCGCCCCAUCGUCUACUACGAGUUCCUCCAAGGGCAAUCUGCGAGAGCCGCCGCGGACAUCAGCGCUGCAUUCAAGGGCAACGUGGUCCACUAUUCCACGGUGUCUCGAUGA
This is a messenger RNA of Darwinula stevensoni, 696 nucleotides long. The record is from the annotation of a GenBank genome assembly. Lineage: Eukaryota; Metazoa; Arthropoda; Ostracoda; Podocopida; Darwinulidae.